Messenger RNA from Gongylonema pulchrum, 378 nucleotides. The record is from the annotation of a GenBank genome assembly. NCBI's taxonomy places the organism in Eukaryota, Metazoa, Nematoda, Chromadorea, Rhabditida, Gongylonematidae.
AGUGGCAAUGAAUGGACAGACGCGUUCGAUGCUCUGAUUCGGGAUCGUGAAGGUCGCUUGCAGUUCACUAAAUUCCUCGAAAGCGAAUAUAGCGAAGAAAACAUUUUGUGGGCAGUAGAGGAGCUACAUGCGGUGGAUCCGAGUGAUGUACAUUUGCUGGACACUGUCCAUGAGAUUUACAGUAAAUUCGUAGCGGCUGAUUCUUCGUUGGCGAUAAACAUAGACCACGACACGAGAGCCGAAAUCCUGGAGCACAUCGAGCGUCCAUCACGAAACAAUGCAAACGUCUUGCACAUAUUCGAUAAAGCGCAGGCACACGUGUACAGGUGGGAGUUUCGGCAUUCUUUGGGUUCGUUGUGUAACACAUCUUCCUCGUGA